UCUUUUGUUACAUAAAAAAAAGCACAUGUUGUAAUUCUAAUUGUAAGACAGCAGUUCAAGACACCGCAACUUGAUCCUCAAUAUGUGUCCCUUUCUCUUUCUUUUUCAUUCCAGCUGCGCCUAACUAAACAAGCAUUUAUAUAUAUCGGCUACUCUUAUUCAUCUUUAUACCUUCUCAACAUUUUCACAUCUUCAUUUCGUCUCUCUCUCUCUCUUUCAAUAUUCUCUUUUGAAAAGAUGAAGAGGAAUUGCAACUUGGAACUCUGCCUUUAUCCUCCAUACACGUUUGAAGAAGAAAAAGAUAGUGAUAAGAGUUCAAUGCAAAAUGAGCAACAGCCACUGACCAUUUUCUAUGAUGGCAAGAUGUGUGUUAUAAUGUCAACUAUUUCGAGUAAGAAAAGCAUAUAUUCUUUGACAAACAAUAAUAAUAACUGGGUUAAUGUGAAUGUUGUGCAGGCCAAAUCAGUCUUAACGAUGGCAAAUAAAAAAGUGGAAGAAAUAGUGAAGACACCAACAGGAUCAGAGCCAUCAACACCAACAACAGUAGAAUCUCCUCAUCAAUUGUAUAGCCCUGGUCAUGCUCUUUCAAUGAAAAUGUCUUUGCAACGGUUUCUACAAAAGAGAAAAAAUAGGAUCCAACAAGCUUCUCCAUAUAAUCAUUAGCAAAAUCAAAUUAGUUUGUCCUUUUUUUACUAUAGGCUAUUUAGAAUCAAUUAUUUUCUUCUUUUGUAUUACAGUCUUGUAGGGUUUCAUACAUUUUCAUUUUUUCUGUUAUUAUUCAUUCAAAACUAGAAAAUUUGAAGAGCAUUCUCAA
This is a messenger RNA of Vicia villosa (hairy vetch), 814 nucleotides long. RefSeq names its product protein TIFY 5A-like. The coding region runs from base 238 to 663 and encodes 141 amino acids. The transcript is spliced from 3 exons. NCBI's taxonomy places the organism in Eukaryota, Viridiplantae, Streptophyta, Magnoliopsida, Fabales, Fabaceae. Gene Ontology annotation, cellular component: nucleus. Gene Ontology annotation, biological process: regulation of defense response; response to wounding; regulation of jasmonic acid mediated signaling pathway. The record is from RefSeq and is a predicted model, not a curated record.